UACAUUUUCAAUCAUUCGCAAUUUAUAAUUUGCGCUCUCAUAAGAGCUUUCGUUUUUUCUUGAAAAGUGCUUUCCAUCACAUUGUUCCGAUAACAAUAGAUUCUUGAUUAUGGAUUGCCGAUCAGUGCUACUUUUUUGCCUCGCUGUCUUCUUAGCAAUACUCGUCACAGAUACAGAAGGACGAACCAAAAAAGUGAUUAUCCACGUCCCAUAUAAAGUGAAAAAGAUCAAACACACGCACACAGUUUACAAGACAGUUCACCACCAUCACACACAUCACGAUCACUUGGACCACGUCGAACACAUUGAUCCCCUGGACCACUACGACCAUCUGGACCACUUAGAUCAUUUGGACCACCUGCCUUCAGCUGAUGAGCACGAGCAUUUCCAUCAUAUGCACCUCGAUGAACCGAUCAAAUCUCAUAGUCAAGCGGUAUCAGAGGUCAGCAUCCCGGAGUUUCUGCCCGAUGGGUUGCUAAACCUACCCCUGGACCUCAACAGUCUGCCUCGGGACAUGCCAGGGAUACCGAAACGACUAGGCAUUCCCCUAUUUAGGCGUGAUGACAAAACUUUGGGGUAUUUUGUAACAUCGGCUCGACCUGUUGAAUAUGUUUCAAACCCCACGCUCGCAAGUUUGUUCCAAUAG
Molecule: messenger RNA, 646 nt
Organism: Maniola jurtina (meadow brown)
Lineage: Eukaryota; Metazoa; Arthropoda; Insecta; Lepidoptera; Nymphalidae
Exons: 4
Coding region: 110-646 (178 amino acids)
Source: RefSeq, a predicted model, not a curated record